Molecule: messenger RNA, 464 nt
Organism: Eupeodes corollae
Lineage: Eukaryota; Metazoa; Arthropoda; Insecta; Diptera; Syrphidae
Product: anaphase-promoting complex subunit 13
Exons: 3
Coding region: 164-406 (80 amino acids)
Biological process (GO): protein K11-linked ubiquitination
Cellular component (GO): anaphase-promoting complex
Source: RefSeq, a predicted model, not a curated record
CAGUGAAUUGUAAUUUUGCAAAUUUUAAUGUAUUUUCCUCAAUUUUUCAUUAGAAAUUAUUUUUAUCUUAAACAAUAAAUAAUACCUUCGUCGAUGCGAAUAAAAUUCAACCAUUUAAUCGAUAGUUUCUAGUGAAAAAUAACAAAAUUUAUAAUUCAAAGUGAUGGACAGUCAGGCUCCAAUUGAAGGUUACUUGUUGGACAUUGUUGAUAAUAAAUGGCGUGAAGAAACAUUACCAUUCGAUCAAAUUUUAGUUCCAACUGAUAAAUUGCCCGAUCCAGAAGCUGAUGGUACAGAUUCCCAUUUAACAUUAAGUGAACAAGAACAAAGAUGGACUGAUCUUGCCUUAGGCACACUAGCACCAGAAUCCGGAUUUAGUGAUCAACUAAAUCUAACAGGAGUCUAAAAAAACACCAUCCUAUUUUUAUCUUCACAUAAUUAUCUUCUCUAUCUAAAAAUACAAA